Molecule: messenger RNA, 1425 nt
Organism: Cercocebus atys (sooty mangabey)
Lineage: Eukaryota; Metazoa; Chordata; Mammalia; Primates; Cercopithecidae
Gene: CENPA
Product: centromere protein A
Exons: 5
Coding region: 176-592 (138 amino acids)
Cellular component (GO): nucleosome
Molecular function (GO): protein heterodimerization activity; structural constituent of chromatin; DNA binding
Source: RefSeq, a predicted model, not a curated record
UGGGCGGAGCGAUCGAUUUGAACGCGAGCGGCGCGGACUGCGGCCAAGCACCGGCUCCUGUGAGGCUCGCGGCCCAGCGCUCUCUGGGCUCCCCAGAAGCCAGCCUUUCGCCCCCGGACCCGGCCGCCCGAGCAGGAGCCGUGGGGCCGGGCGCCGGCACCCUCCGCGGCGUGCCAUGGGCCCGCGCCGCCGGAGCCGCAAGCCCGAGGCCCCGAGGAGGCGCAGCCCGAGCCCGACCCCCGGCCCCUCCCGGCGGGGCCCCUCCUUAGGCCCUUCCUCCCGUCAACAUGGUCGGCGGAGACAAGCUUGGCUAAAGGAGAUCCGAAAGCUUCAGAAGAGCACACACCUCUUGAUAAGGAAGUACCCCUUCAGCCGCCUGGCAAGAGAAAUAUGUGUUAAAUUCACUCGUGGUGUGGACUUCAAUUGGCAAGCCCAGGCCCUAUUGGCCCUACAAGAGGCAGCAGAAGCAUUUCUAGUUCAUCUCUUUGAAGAUGCCUAUCUCCUCACCUUACAUGCCGGCCGAGUUACUCUCUUCCCAAAGGAUGUGCAACUGGCCCGGAGGAUCCGGGGCAUUGAGGAGGGACUCGGCUGAGCUCCUGCGCCCAGUGUUUCUGUCAGUCUUUCCUGCUCAGCCAGGGGGGAUGAUACCAGGGACUCUCUGGAGCCAUGAUUAGAUCCAAUGGACUCUGCGAUGCUGUCUGGACUUUGCUGUCUCUGAACAGUAUGUGCAUGUUGCUUUAAACUUUUUUUUUUUUUUUUUUGAGAAGAAGACUGCGUGACUUUCCUCUGUAACAGAGGUAAUAUAUGAGACAAUCAACACCAUUCCAAAGGCCUGAAAAUAAUUUUCAGAUAAAGAGACUCCAAGGUUGACUUUAGUUUGUGAGUUACUCAUGUGACUAUUUGAGGAUUUUGAAAACAUCAGAUUUGCUGUGGUAUGGGAAAAAGGAUAAGUACUUAUUAUUUUAGAUCUUUCUGUAGUAUUUACAUUUUUUACUAUGUGUACAUUUGUACUUCUAUUUGACACAUAAGGGAAAAAAUAAGAGGAGAACACUUUGAGCAGUUGCCUGGAAGGCUGGGUAUUUCCAGCAUAUAGACCUCUGCCCUUCAGAGUAGUCUCACCAUUAGUGGCAGCAUCAAGUAACUGAGUGGACUGUGCUUGUCAACACAUGUGUAGCUUUUCAGAAACUUAAUUGGGGAUGAAUAGAAAAUCUGUAAGCUUUGAUGUUCUGGUUCCUUCUAGUAAAUUCCUGUCAAAAUCAAUUCAGAAAUUCUAACUUGUAGAAUUUAACAUUUUACUCUUGUAAAUCAUAGAAGAUGUAUCUUAUCAGUUCAGGAUUUUAAAGUACCGUUUUGAUGCUUUUACAGGUAUUUUCAUAGUGUCUUUGUAGAGAGAUAAUAAAAAUCAAAAUAAUUAUUUAAUGAAAA